CUUCACACAUAAGCAGCAGGGCAUUCAGGUCUGCCCUAGCGCACAGACCUACACACACACACACUUGUCACAUUAACACACACACUUUUCACACACUUCACACACACACCCUCCCCUCGUCAAGGCACCCUGCUCGACCUCUCACCAUUGGCCAAAUCCCGGAGCCCUCAGCAUCUCCAUCACGGCUGAAGGGACCAUUCGGGAAAGCAGGAGACAGAGGUGGACUAAAGUAUGAGGAUGCUUGUGCGGCUCGUUUUGGGACUUGUCGUCCUCAAAGCGGUGGUGGCCAGCCCCAGAAUUUCCAGACAAGCGGACUUGGACUCAUACGACAGUGCCAACUAUGAUGUGGAUCUAGACAAUUCAAAUUUGGAGAACCAAGAUAACUAUGAUGACUAUGAAGAAGAGCUGACAAUUGAUGAUCCUCAGAUAGAGAUUGGAACACUCCAACCUGACUACAACUACCCUGUAACCGAGGCCUCAGAAGAACAAGUAGAAGAAGAAGAGGAGGAGGAAGAAGAAGAGGAAGAGUUGCCCCUAACACCCCAGCUCGUUCCUCAGGGUUCAGGGGGAUCUGGGGUUCUCAUGGGCCCAAACACACAGAAAGAGGUGGAGCUGCGUCUGACGCCCAUUGACAUCCUUCAUGUGUCCGGGGAUUUUGGAGGCUCGGUAGGGUCCGGGGCCUCAGGAGCUUCUGGGGCUUCUGGGUCUGGAGGCUCAGGAGACCUUCUGGUCUCUGGUGGCUCAGGGGGUUCUGGUGAUAUUAUCUUUUUCUCCGGAGACUCUGAGGAGCUCCACAGCUCUGGGGGAUCUGGGGAAUUCUUGGCAUCAGGAGAUAUCUUGAUAUCUGGGGAUUUCUCAGGCUCUGGGGAUAUUUCUGGAGCCUCUGGAGAUCUUGGCUCUGGGAUUUCUAUUGAAUUCCCCCUGGGCUCUGGAGGGUCUGGAGACCAGUCUGGUUCUGGGUUCUCCGGAGAUCUCCUGACUUCAGGAGACUCAGGAAGCUCUGGGGUUUCUGGGGACGGUGAGUCCGGUUCCUCAGGGAUAACAUUGAUAUCUGGAGAGGAGGAGCUGCCUCUCAUUCCCGAGAUUAUCCCUAGUGAGGCAUCAGGUGCUUCAGGGGAGUUUUCGGGAGCUUCAGGAACCUCCGGGGCCUCUGGGGCCUCUGGGGAUCUUGGAGCCUCUGGAGAAUUGGGGAUCUCUGGAUCCUCUGGGGCUUCUGGUGCCUCUGGCUCUGGGGACACAGAGGUCCCUGGGGUAACUCUGGUCCCUGACAUUGACAAAGAGGAGGGGCUGCUUCCGACUACACCAGAAACCCCUCAGGAGGGUACUGGCAGUGUAGAAGGGUCAGUGAGCUCGGGUGAACCUGAGGAGCCUGAUGAGCCUGAGAUUGACAGGACAGGUAUGCCCACUUGCCUGCUGUGCACGUGCCUUGGUGGUUCGGUCUACUGUGAUGACUUGAAGCUGGAUAGUGUUCCACCUCUUCCUAAAGACACCACUCACUUCUACGCCCGCUACAACAGAAUCACCAAGAUCAACAAGUCCGACUUCGCCUCCAUGAACAAGCUAAAGAAGAUCGACUUAACCGCCAACGAGAUAACGUCCAUCGAUGAGAAAGCAUUUUUGGGUCUUCCCGAGCUGGAGGAGGUGCUGAUUCGAGAAAAUCAUAUCUCACAGCUGCCUGCUCUCCCAGAGACCAUGAGCCUGAUCGAUGCCAGCCAGAAUAACAUUGGCACCAAGGGUAUUCACAAAGAGGCGUUCAAAGAUAUGACCGGCCUGUUGUACCUGUACCUCACAGACAACAACAUUGAUUACAUCCCUGUGCCUCUACCAGACAGCCUACGAUCUCUACACUUACAGCGUAACAAUAUUCAGAUGAUGCACGAGGACACAUUCUGCAACCUGAAAGAUUUCAACUACAUCAGGAAUGCACUGGAGGACAUCCGUCUGGACGGCAACCCCAUCAACCUCAGCAGGACCCCGCAGGCCUACAUCUGCCUGCCCCGCAUACCCAUCGGGGAUCUCAUCUAACCACACAGACACAUACCUACACUCUUGCACACGGACUCACACAAAUACAACCACAUGCACACAUCUUUGUACAUAUUGACACACCAAAGCCACACAAGCAGACAUGCUAACUAUUUAUCAAUACUCAAAAUUAAAUUAAUCCAAUUUCAUACAUGCUGCUGACAUAUACUAUGGAUUAGUAAACAUCUUUAUGGAAAUGUUUGUUCCAUAAACAACAAAUGACAGAUUCUGGUGAUGAAGCUCAUACACACUGCUCUUUCUUUCUGUUGUAGAUUUGCAAAACACAACAUACUGAAUUGGUCACUCUCACAUUCCCUCAUCCAUCAAAAUGCAUGUACACACAUUCAAACACACACAUACCCCACAGAACUUUCUCAUAAGUCAAACUGUUCCGCAACUUGAUUUAUAAAAAAAACAGUAGGCGGCAUUCGGCGAAAUAAGUUUAUUAAAAACCCUCAUAUGUCAUGUAUGUGUCUGUUUAGUGUUUGUUCAUGACUGGCAAAAAAAAACAAAAAAACAGUAAUAUUGUUUAAAUAUGUUUUGUUUUGUAAAAAAUAAUAUUAAUAUUAAUGACAAAUCUAACACUUUUGGAAAUGUAUACUAGCAUAAACUUAUUGAUGCUGGAGCUUAAUGGAAGGUAAAUUGAGUAUCUAAUGCAAUAAAAGACGCAUUUAAACACAACCAUUUGUUGUAAAGUCUGUACUGUAAUAUAAAAAUAUAUAUUCUGAAAAAAAGAUUUUUUACAUGAACUGCAAUAUUUGGUAUAUUUCAUUUCAGAGUGAUGUUUAAACCGUGCACAAUAGCCAAUACCAAAGACUCUAAUGUCUAGAGUGGAUCAAAUAAAGAAUAUUGUUUGAUUUGGGAGGGGGGGGUUGUUGAUUUUGAUUGUGGAUGGGGUUAAGAAUAAUGCUAAUAGCUUGCUAUUGUGUGCUCUGUAUGGAAUAACCACAAGUGAAUAAAGUUGUU
Eleginops maclovinus (Patagonian blennie) is the source of this 2991-nucleotide messenger RNA. It is a transcript of the gene epyc, whose product is annotated as epiphycan. Gene Ontology annotation, molecular function: protein binding. The transcript has 10 exons. Lineage: Eukaryota; Metazoa; Chordata; Actinopteri; Perciformes; Eleginopidae. The coding region runs from base 232 to 2025 and encodes 597 amino acids. Gene Ontology annotation, biological process: articular cartilage development; bone development. The record is from RefSeq and is a predicted model, not a curated record. Gene Ontology annotation, cellular component: extracellular matrix.